CAGCUGACGUUCAGCUUCCGGGUAAAUGUCGAUACACUUCCGCUAAACUUCCUCUGCUUUACUUUCAUUGUUGACAGUUUGUUAACAACUGACACACUUUUCAAAUCCUAGUUAACAGUCGGAUUAACUGUAGUCCGUACAUCUGGAAUGACAUGUCGCUCGUUUUUUAGACAAAGUGACCGCUGCGUCAGUUGUGUCGUGAAUGUUUUCUUCACUGUUAGUGAGCUAAGCAGCUAGCCGCCUAGCCUGCUGUACAGCUGAUGUCUGUCUGGGAAUCUGCACUGAAAGCCAAGAUUAUGUUUCUCGGUGUCUUUUGUUAUGCUUUUACUUGUUUUGAAUAACAUGUGCAGCAUGGAAUCUGAGGGAAUCGUCAUCCGGAUAAAGACACCGGUGGGGGACAUGGACUCAUUAGUGGAUUGCCCAUCACAUCUCAACUUUAACGAUUUGCUGGCCGCGAUCAGGGAUGUCAUGCCUGAAGCUACAGUCACAGCUUUUGAAUAUGAGGAUGAAGUUGGUGACCGAAUCACAGUUCGCAGCGACGAGGAGCUCAAAGCCAUGCUGUCGUAUUACUGCAACACAGUGGUGGAGCAACGCAUCAAUGGACUGUUACCUGAGCCUUUACAGAUAUUUCCACGAGCCGGUAAGACCCCAGGGAUCCGCAACAUACACGGCCUGAAGGUGAACACGCGGCCCGAAUCCUCGAGUGGCAGGGGCUCCUCUGCGUCUGAUUCCCGGUCCAACGAUAGCAGUUUAAAGAAGUCUUCAGCUGAGCUUAAGAAGAUUUUGACAAACGGACAGAUAAAUGAACAUGACCUCCAGUACCAGGAGCAACUUGGCCAUGGAAAUGGUGGAACAGUUUACAAAGCAUACCACCUGCUUGGGAAGAGAAUUGUAGCAGUGAAGGUUAUUCCUUUAGACAUCACGGUGGAGCUGCAGAAGCAAAUCAUGUCAGAGCUUGAAAUCCUUUAUAAGUGUGAUUCUCCGUACAUCAUAAAGUUCUACAGUGCUUUCUUUGUGGAGAACAGAAUAUCAAUAUGCACUGAGUUUAUGGAUGGGGGCUCACUGGAUGUCUACUGGAGAAUCCCAGAGCAUGUUUUGGGCAGGAUUGCUGUUGCGGUGGUAAAAGGAUUAACAUACCUCUGGAGCCUGAAGAUUUUACACAGAGAUGUGAAACCCUCCAACAUGCUGGUUAACACACGGGGUCAGGUCAAACUGUGUGACUUUGGAGUCAGCACGCAGUUGGUGAACUCCAUUGCUAAAACAUAUGUCGGAACCAAUGCAUACAUGGCGCCAGAGCGGAUAUCUGGGGAACAGUAUGGUAUUCACUCAGAUGUGUGGAGCGUAGGGAUCUCUUUCAUGGAGUUGGCGCUGGGCUCUUUUCCAUAUCCACAGAUUCAAAAGAACCAGGGUUCCUUAAUGCCUCUUCAGUUAUUGCAGUGCAUUGUUGAUGAGGAUCCUCCUGUGCUUCCAGUUGGCCAGUUCAGUGAGAAAUUUGUCCACUUCAUUACACAAUGUAUGAGGAAGCAACCCAAAGAGAGACCAGCUCCAAACAACCUUAUGGAUCACCCCUUUAUCGUGCAAUAUAAUGACGGCAACACUGAGGUCGUGUCCAUGUGGGUGUGCCGCAGCCUAGAGGACCGCAAAGCCCAGCAGGCCCAGAGACUCAUGUGAACAACACUGGCACAGGAUGGAAUUAUGGGAGAUGGUGUCCACAUUUCCUCACUUUAUGUUUCUGAAUCUAGAAAAGCAGCAGCUGAACUUGCAGCACUUCUUCCCUUGCUUGAGUUUAAUGGUGCACGGUGAGACAACUGCUACAUGUCUAAUGCAGAUUAUGCUAGCUUCCUGCACAUGAGGAUUUUAACCGUGUGUAUUGGUUUGCAUUGAUGCAAAUCUUUAACUUUGUUCUUCUGCAGUGGGUUUCUUUUUGUGCAGAUUCCAAAGUAAAUGUUUUCACAGAAGAUCCUUGCGGGGGGCUGUUGCUCGCUUGACUCGAUUUGAGUAAAAAAUAGUGUCUCUGUCUGUACUUAAAGCCACAAUCUGGUUUUGCCAAAACAUUGUGGGCAUGUCAUAAAUCAUCUCAAGUUCAGUGAAACAUUACAGUUUUCAAAUAUAUGGGGUUGUGUCGAGCAUUGCUCCCUGCUGCAGUGCAAGUCAUGCUGCUGUUGUUUUAAAAGCCACUUUUUGUUGAGUUUCACAGAUGGCCUACCACUUGUGGCAAUAGCCCAAUGAAGUUAGAAAAAUGUGAUGCCUUGUUACGGUGGAAGGCAGUGGAUGGCAGCUUGUGCAGAUAAGCUUUUAGAUGGUCCAGCAGUAGCUGACUGUAAUGCUGCAUUAGAGGCCUGCAAGUUUCAUUCUUGGCCUCAUUCUAUAUAAACCCAGUUGUGAACUUUAUUCAAGUGGUUCAUGGGAAUCAAUUGCUUUGAUUCAGACUCAUUUUGAAGUUUGUUUUAUAUACUUUUAACUCCAUUAACACUACUGUUUAAAAUUUUGGGGUCAGUAAGAUAUUUUGUUAAAGAAAUUAAUACUUUUAUUCAACUAGGACACAUUAAAGGGUUAGUUCACCCAAAAAUGAAAAUUCUGUCAUUAAUUACUCACCCUCAUGUUGUUCCACACCCGUAAGACCUUCGUUCAUCUUCGGAACACAAAUUAAGAUAUUUUUGAUAAAAUCCGAUGGCUCAGUGAGGCCUCCAUUGACAGCAAGUUAAUUUACACUUUCAAACACCCAGAAAGGUACUAAAGUUAAAUUUAAAACAGUUCAUGUGACUACAGUGGUUCAACCUUAAUGUUAUAAAGUGACGAGAAUAUUUUUUGUGUGCCAAAAAAACAAAAUAACGACUUUAUUCAACAAUAUCUAGUGAUGGGUGAUUUCAAAACACUGCUUCAUGAAGCUUUAAAGCUUUAUGAAUCUUUUGUUUCGAAUCAUUUCUUGACGUAGCAAAGCCUCGUUUACUGAAAUCACGUGACUUUGGCAAUUUGAUACACGCUCCGAACCACUGAUUUGAAACAAAAGAUUCGUAAAGCUUUGAAGCUUCAUGAAGCAGUGUUUUGAAAUCGCCCAUCACUAGAUAUUGUUGAAUAAAGUCGUUAUUUUGUUUUUUUGGCGCACAAAAAGUAUUCUCAUCGCUUCAUAGCGUUAAGAUUGAACUACUGUAGUCACAUGAACUGUUUUAAAUAUGUCUUUAGUAGCUUUCUGGGCAUUGAAAGUGUUAAUUAUCUUGCUGGCAAUAGAGGCCUCACUGAGCCAUCGGAUUUUAUGAAAAACACCUUAAUUUGUGUUCCAAAGAUGAACGAAGGUCUUAUGGGUGUAGAAUGACAUGAGGGUGAGUAAUUAAUGACAGAAUUUUUAUUUUUGGGUGAACUAACCCUUUAAAUGGGUCAAAAGUGAUCAUAAAGACAAAGUUAAAAAAGAUUUAAAUUUCAAAUGCUGUUCUUUUAAACUUUUAUCAAAGAUUCCUGCAAAAAGUAUUAUGGUUUCCUCCAAAAUAUUAAGCAGCACAACUAUUGUCAACAUUGAUAAUAUGAAUACAUUUCUUGAGGACCAAACCAGCAUAUUAAAAUGAUUUCUGAAGGAUCAUGUGACAGCUUUACCAUCACUGGAAUGCAUUACAUUUUAAAAUAUAUUAAAAUAGAAAACUGCUAUUCUAAAUUGCAAUCAUAUUUCACAAUAUUACUGUUUUUACUGUAUUUUUGAUCAAAUAAAAGCAGCCUUGGUGAGCAAAAGAGAAAAAAUCUUACUGACCCUAAACUUUUGAAUGAUGUCAUACAUUUCAAAGUUAUACAGCAAAUCAGAUUUAGCCAUUUGGAAAAGAAAACUUUACGACAGUUAGAAAUUAGAUGAAUUUAGAUGAGAACGUGUGAAUUCUCUUAUAUUAGCCCAGUCUUAAGACAGUCUCAACAGAUUCCUCCAUACGUAUGAGCACAGCAGGAUCCACUGAACUGUUGCAAGAAUGGCAAUAGUGACUCAUGAAAUCCAAUAGCACCACUUUAAGCCAGAAUUCGCUUUUAUCCUCUACUUCAUAAAAUAUUAAGCAAACUCCCAAUACAACUGUAUGCAUUGGAUUUAACCAACUUCACUUGUCUGAGAAUUUUAUCAAAGUAAAUCAGCAUUAGACACUCCAAGCCAUAACAUCUGCUUUCCUUUCUUAUAUUUUAGUAGCCAUUUUAAUGUCUCAUCAGUAUUACUGUAACGUUUGUUUGUUUUUUUUAAAUGCAAGGUCCAAAUAUAUCUUUUUUGUUUAGAUAUUGUGGUUCAUCAGUGCCUGUGUCUGUUGAGAAAAUAUUUAGAAUUAUUACUCAAUAUGACUCAACACAGUGGAAGAAGAGAGUUUUUCUAUAUAAUGAAUGUGUAUAGUUCUGAAAAUGUAGUUGACACAUACCAAAGCCAAAUACAUUAUAUUGUUGAUUUUUUUUUUUUUUUUUUUUUAAACUGUACUAUAAGUUAUAUUAUUUGUUGCUCCUUUUUUCUUAUGUAGAACUAUCUCAGAUUAGUUUCUCAGAUUAUAAAGACAUUCGGCCAAAACAUAAUCUAUGAGAAACAAAAACAAAUGUGACUACCUAAAGCAGUUGGGGUGAGGUUUGCACAUAAAGGAGAGUUUUCUAAAUAAAACCUUUCAGAUCUCA
Messenger RNA from Ctenopharyngodon idella (grass carp), 4620 nucleotides. It is a transcript of the gene map2k5, whose product is annotated as mitogen-activated protein kinase kinase 5. Gene Ontology annotation, molecular function: protein binding; protein kinase activity; ATP binding. Lineage: Eukaryota; Metazoa; Chordata; Actinopteri; Cypriniformes; Xenocyprididae. The coding region runs from base 319 to 1671 and encodes 450 amino acids. Gene Ontology annotation, biological process: protein phosphorylation. The transcript has 22 exons. The record is from RefSeq and is a predicted model, not a curated record.